AUGGCUGUUAAAGCAAUCACCGAUCACCACUUCCAAACCGAACUAGCCGCAGCAGGAGGAAAAUUGGUCGUUGUGGAUUUUUCCGCAGCUUGGUGUGAACCGUGCCGAAACAUAUCGCAGUUAUGUACCGAAACGGCGCCGUCCCAGGGCAUGUCGACCAUGCCAAUGUUUAUUUUCUACCGAGCCAGAACAAAGAUUGACAGGAUGCAGGGUGCAGACAUUAAUGGACUUGAAGCCAAAAUACAGAAACAUUACGUCGCCAGCUUGUAUGAAUCUGGAGAAGAUUACGGUCAUGGAAUGUUGGACUUGAACACCUUCAUCCAGAAGAACCAGUGCGAAUGUUUGAACGAAUCGAACGACCACCCGAUUGUGAAUGCGCUCAGUUCCAGCGCUGGUCAUCUGGUGUCCGAUUGUGACGAACAGUUGAUCAUUUCGAUUACCUUCAAUCAGCUGGUCAAAAUCAGUGCCAUCAUGUUCAAAGCACCGCCCUCUCACGGACCGAAAAAAUGUGAGAAUCUUUAUCAAUCAACCAAGCACCAUCGAUUUCGAUAUGGCCGAAUCGCAAGUUUCGGUGCAGAAUCUGGUACUGGAGCAGAUUGUUUGAGCCGCUGGGAGAAGGAUGGUUAG
Topomyia yanbarensis is the source of this 627-nucleotide messenger RNA. Its product is annotated as thioredoxin-like protein 1. Bases 1 to 627 code for a protein of 208 amino acids. Lineage: Eukaryota; Metazoa; Arthropoda; Insecta; Diptera; Culicidae. The record is from RefSeq and is a predicted model, not a curated record. The transcript has 2 exons.